Messenger RNA from Humulus lupulus (European hop), 817 nucleotides. RefSeq names its product peptidyl-prolyl cis-trans isomerase CYP18-2. Gene Ontology annotation, molecular function: peptidyl-prolyl cis-trans isomerase activity. The transcript is spliced from 6 exons. The record is from RefSeq and is a predicted model, not a curated record. Gene Ontology annotation, cellular component: catalytic step 2 spliceosome. Bases 126 to 620 code for a protein of 164 amino acids. Gene Ontology annotation, biological process: protein peptidyl-prolyl isomerization; protein folding. Lineage: Eukaryota; Viridiplantae; Streptophyta; Magnoliopsida; Rosales; Cannabaceae.
UUGAAAGCCCAUAAUCCCAUUUGAUAGUCUCGGAGCGAGAGAAAGGAGAAGAGUAUAGAGAGAAUCAGGCAUCAUCUCGGGGCGGUUGGUCUUAUUCUUCUCUCUGUACUGUGUGCGAUAGAAAGAUGUGGGCAAGUGCAGAAGGAGGAGCUCCAGAGGUGACUCUGGAGACUUCAAUGGGUGCCUUCACUGUCGAGCUCUACUACAAACAUUCCCCCAGAACUUGCAGAAACUUCCUUGAGCUUUCUCGUAGAGGCUAUUAUGACAAUGUCAAGUUCCACCGAAUUAUCAAGGAUUUUAUAGUGCAAGGUGGGGAUCCCACGGGAACAGGAAGAGGUGGGGAAUCUAUUUAUGGUUCAAAGUUUGAUGAUGAAAUAAAACCUGAGUUGAAGCAUACUGGAGCUGGAAUUUUAUCCAUGGCUAAUGCUGGUCCCAAUACUAAUGGAAGUCAGUUCUUCAUUACCCUCGCUCCUUGCCCUUCCCUGGAUGGAAAACACACAAUAUUUGGAAGAGUAUGUCAAGGGAUGGAAAUCAUCAAAAGACUUGGAAGUGUCCAAACUGAUAAUACUGAUAGACCCGUUCAUGAAGUAAAGAUUCUAAGGUCGUCGGUCAAAGAUUAAGGGGCAUAUGUAGCUGUUAUCAGCCAUCAUUAUCUGCUUCUUAUGCACACUGGAGCUUCUGUUCCUUAACAAUUUUGUUAUAUGCUAAAACCUUGUAAUCGGCUUGCAUUUACUCAUAGUAAUGCGUUUUUAGAAUAGGAUGAAAAAUUUAUCCCGAUUGACCUCCUUUUGAUUAAAUUAAAUAUAUUUUUAACUCU